AUGCGGGGCUCUCCCUGCCUUCCAUGGCUCCUGGUACUCAGCAUCUCCUUGGUUCUGGGGGCGCAGCCCUUGCCCCCCCAAGAUUUGGAGGAAGAGGAUGACGAAGAGGAGGCAUCUCGGUCGCCUGCCACCCGCUGUGACUAUGACCCCUGUCGCCAUCUGCAGGUGCCCUGCAAGGAGCUCCAGAGGGCGGGCCCCACCGCCUGCCUGUGCCCGGGGCUGUCCAGCCCGGCCUUGCCCCCCCACCCCCCGCGUCUGGGGGAGGUGCAGGUGAUGGCCCAGGAAAGCAACGCAGUGGUGCACUGGUGCGCCCCCUUUUCCCCAGUCGACCAGUACUGGCUCCUGCUCUGGCCCGGCGGCAAGGGGACACCCCAGAGGGGCCCCCCUCUCAACUCCACCUUCCGCAGAGCAGAACUGAGGAAACUGACCCCCGGGGGUGCUUAUGUGGUGUGCGUGGUGGCGGUUAACGGGGCUGGAGAGAGUGGGUUGCCCGGGGGGGCCGGCCCUGCCUUCGGGCCCUGUGGAUACUUCACCAUGCCGCCCCGGCCCCAGACGCUGGUGAACGCUGCCAUCGGGGUGGGCACCGCCCUGGCCCUGCUCAGCUGCUCUGCCCUCGUGUGGCACUUCUGCCUGCGGGAUCGCUGGGGCUGUCCCCGCCGUGCCCGCCGGGCUGCCCCAAAUCCGCCCGAGCUCUGA
This is a messenger RNA of Sorex fumeus (smoky shrew), 696 nucleotides long. It is a transcript of the gene LRRN4CL, whose product is annotated as LRRN4 C-terminal like. The transcript has a single exon. The record is from RefSeq and is a predicted model, not a curated record. The coding region runs from base 1 to 696 and encodes 231 amino acids. Gene Ontology annotation, molecular function: protein binding. Lineage: Eukaryota; Metazoa; Chordata; Mammalia; Eulipotyphla; Soricidae.